Molecule: messenger RNA, 1524 nt
Organism: Ramularia collo-cygni
Lineage: Eukaryota; Fungi; Ascomycota; Dothideomycetes; Mycosphaerellales; Mycosphaerellaceae
Exons: 1
Coding region: 1-1524 (507 amino acids)
Source: RefSeq, a predicted model, not a curated record
AUGGACGCGGACGACGUCGACGCUCAUGCGUCCAUCGACACCGAACAACCAGCCGAAGAGACCCUCGACGACAUUCUGGUGGGAUUGAUUCCGGAGACAAAAGUCGUCAUACGCGAACCAGUCGUGUCGUCACAUGCCGCAAUCGAGUCGGGUGUGGACGUCUCCGGUGACAUUGUGGACCGCAUUUCCAAGCUACUGCCACUGCAGCGCUGCAAAGUGACUGCUCAGGCAGUGUUGAUGAGUGCAAUUCUGGYGUCGACCAUGUCUGCUCUUGACAUGUUCACUGAGCUGUCCAAUGACCCCGCUCGCCUCACUGCGACUCUGCUUGCCCACGCCGAGCACCACAAACGCUCGAACUACGCGCGUUCACACGUCGACACAUUCGAGAAAGACCUGCAGCCCGAUAUCAAGAGAUGGCAGGAACAGUUCAGGACAUAUGACAUCCAGGAGUACAGCCUCGUGCAUCUUGCCCACCUCGAUGCUCUGCAUGCGAACCGGGCCUGCUUGCCGCAGAACCUGCAGGACUCUUUCUCGCAACUACACAAACUCUUUUGCAAUGUGGAGGAACGCCUGCGGGAGGGUAAUUUGCUCUUCGCUGAUCCUCGAGUGAGUGAGAGCGAGCCUGGAGUGAAGUCGCACACCUUUCGCAACAAGAUACCAGGACUGGUCGGGGUCCCGCACRAGCGUGCGUAUGAGCACGGCAUCGAGAUAUCCCACGACGGGGUGUCUGAAUUCAGAUUCCAUGAAUUUGAGGAUUCAGCCGAUGAAAUGGGCUGCCGCUUGCACCACCCGAGGAGAGUUCCCAAAAUCAACAGUGUCUACACGAAACGUGGCGCAGGUGACACUAGCACCCAAAACCCAUAUUUCCCCAUCGACGACCAUAUCAUCGGUCAGCUGGAGGAUUGGGGAGGGUCGACUCAGAUGACCCGCUCGAGGGCUGGACCACGUCCAUGUGCAGUUUACGCGGACGGCGAGGGUAUAGCACUCGACCAGACUUUAACUGCAAGUUCGAAGCAGGCCCUUGACACCAAUGCCGGCCUGCCUCCGCGGCCAUACCUGGGUAUGUGCCUGAACUCUCAAUUUGCCGAGUACGAAAUUCAGCUCAACGACGGCGCCGUGAUCUUCAGGCUCCUUCCGGAUGACUGUGAAGUGCUGAUGGCUCGACUUCUCCCUGUAAACAGAGCUGCGGCCCGCAAAUGGGACCAGAAAGGCCGAGGUGAGUUUCAGUUUCAGUGGGAUGUCAAAACCGACCACAGCACAUCUCCCAUCUGGGCGUACGAGAUCGUCGCCAAACUCAAAGAGGGAAAACGCUUGACACUGCGCCCUGGUCACGACAUUGAGACCCAGGAUGAUGAGUGGCGUACAAUGGCCGAAUCACUUGCAAGGGCUAGCAAUUUCGGUCCGGUAUGUAUCAACGACGGUAUCAUCUCGCGAGGCUCUUUCGUUUAUGAACGAUGGACAUCUUACUCGCCAACUCAAAGGCAGCGACUUCGCUCUCUGCUAUAUUCAAGGCCACCAUGCUAA